GUUUAUUUACGUUGCUAAAAAAUGGUGAUUUUCAGCGAUUUUCUCCCUUUGAAAAUAAUUUUCCGGUGAAAAAUCAAGCUCGAUUUUAUGUAAUUUUUUAUAUUGUUGAAACUGAUUUUAACCUUAUGAAUUUGGAAGUAUUCAACAGAGUCAACUGGAAGGAAUCUUAUCACUCAAGUGGACGUUACAAGAAUAAAAAUACAUUCGGCGGAAUGUAUUCAAAAUGGACAUCAUUGACGAAUAAACUAUACAGCAGAAAUUGCUGCGAAAAUCUCGAAGAUCAAAGUGUUUUGAGCAAGUUUUCAUCCGGCAUUGGAAAACAAGUUACUAUACCCAUUGUUCGACAACUCGCUUCAAAUCUAGGAAUCACUCAAUCCGCAGAACCUAGUAAAUUAACCACCGAAAAAGAUGUAUUUUGGUGUAUGGAAAUCAUAUCUUACGGAUUGACGCUACCUUUAACCGAACACGAUACAGUUCGAGAUUGCGUACAUGUUUAUUGCGAAUGGUUAUCUGCUCUGUAUCCAACACCGAAAAUCAGUGUUCCACUUCCCAUCAGCAGAGAUCCGAAUUUUUUCGCUAGAAAAAUAAUCGCUCAUUUGCUCAAUCUUUUCAUGCCCAGGAAUGGAGAAGUCUGGGCUUUUAUAUACUUGGAUAUCGGCAGCGACGUUAUCAAUAAACAAGCAGUUCUGUGUCACCGAGUGCUUCGUACUUUACAGCAAGUAACACAAGAUUCGAAAAAUAUCGAAAAUGAUACGUGGCAAACGUUACUUCUGUUUUUAUUGACGAUUAACGAUGCUUUGCUCGCUCCACCAACUAUUAAAGAUGAUGUCGGAGAUCAAUUAUGCGAACGUGUUCUUAGCGUAUUACUGGAAAUUUGGUUAUUAGCUUGCGUAAAAUGUUAUCCGUCUCCACCUCUUUGGAAAACUCUACGUGAAAUGGCCAUCAAUUGGAGGCAUCGAACUGCUUUGAUCGAACAAUGGAAUCGUAUCAAUUUGAUUUUGACUUCUAAAAUUCUUGAAAUUAUGUACGGUCUUUCAUUUCCUCAAUUGAAAAUAGGAGGCGAUGAAGAUAUCCAAGCGACUGUUAACAACAUGUGUGAAGAAACCGUAGCUCAAACGUGGUUUCGUGUUCUACAUUCCAUUGGAAAUCCCGUCGAUUUAUGUCAUUCCAAUAUUAUUAGUCAAACUCCUCAAUUUCUACAAUAUGCCAUCACCAAUGAUAAUGCUUCCGAACAUCCUUGUCUUUCCGUCCUUCCGUUAAAUUUUUAUAAAGCUAUAAAAGGAAUCGCUGUGCUGGUUGAUGCAUUUUUAGGUGUACCGGUUUCCAUUCAGUGGGAGGAUUAUAACUCAUUUUAUCAAUCUACAACGAGUUUGAGUAAUUCGUCAUCGAACAUACAGGGGGCACCUUUCCCUAUCAAUGUUUCCAGUGGAGUUGGAGAAAUCAAUUUACCAACACCUCCUUCGAGACGUCGGCUGGCUAAAAGUUUAAGUGUAACUUCAUCAAAAACGCAACAAAAACCAUUCUUGGGAUUAUCGAGUUCAAAAGUCACGAGUACCGCAACUUCGUCGAAUGUCGCUUUAAAUUUAACCUCGCAACCUAUUUCAUCUUCUUCGGCGUCUAGUUUAAAUUAUAUAUCUCAUUUCAACGCUGGAAGUAGAAAUUCGUUAUCUCCUCUCCGUCCAAAAUGCAACAGUAUUUUACAUUUAUUUGGCGAAUGGUUAUUCGAAGCUUCGUACAAUUUAGAAUUUUCUCGUUUCGCAGCAACAAAUGUCUCAGCUACCCCAACUGCUGGACCGAACAGAAGUGGGAACUGGACCACCGUUGCAGAUUCUGGAAGUAUCAGUAGUGGGAGUAUUUCUUCGUUUUUGCUGCGAAAAGGAAGUUCUUCGCAACCGAAUUCCCUUACUACUGAUUCGAGUGAUCCUGAUACCGCAGCUACCUCGCAAGCAUCCUCUCUGAUGCCAUCAGUAUUUCAUUCCUUUUGUGAUAAAUUUAUUUGCGGAAGAGCCGAAGCGGUCGGUACAUUGUGCCGGAUAUUUUGUUCGAAGAAAACUGGCGAAGAAAUUUUACCUAUUUAUUUGUCGAGAUUUUAUAUGAUUAUUCAACAAAGUUUACGGAUGAAAGAAUUCGGAGAAUGCGACGAAGUAAUGGCUAGUGUAAUGUUGAAUUCGGCGGAUAUUUUUGGACUCGAUCUCGAUGGCAGUUUACUCCUAGUGCCUUAUUUCAUCGAAGCUUUAGAAAUAGUAUUACCUGAUAGAAAUUUACGAUUCAAAACAAAUUCAGGAACCUCCAACGAACCAUCAUCUCUGGUUAUGCCCUCAUCGACAAACGCUGCAGUUAAUACCUCUUCUGCAGUACCUUCCGCGGUACCAUCAGCACCAACAACCAAUGCUCUAACGAGUGCUAUAGUCACUGCCACUGCUACAGCCACGGUUACAGCUCCAAUUUCCGCUACGUUUUCCGCUUCUGAUAGUAUAAAUCACGAAACAUCUAUUUCUUCAUCUCAUGCCGAAGGCAUCAGUCACGAUGUACAUGGAAACGAGCACGAAUACGGUUCAGUUUCCUCGGCACACGUCAGCACAACCGGUGGUAAUAUUGGAUUAUCUGGUAAUACGACGGUUACAUCGAUAAAUCCGACAGUAAACGCUUCCAUCAUUGGUGGCACUGCUGGUAAUAUGAACGUUCCUGCGACAAGUAUACCUAUGACAACGAAUACCAAUAACGUUUCGGCCAAUUCAGCUUUUUUGCCCCCUUCUUCUUUGAUCACAACUACCUCAGUUCCUCUGGUUGAAUUACGAAAAGCUUGCAUUCAUUUAUUACUUUCGUUACUUCCUUUACCGCUUCACUUUCAAAAUCUGCCAAUUCGAGAAUUUGGUAAUACGGCUUAUCGAAUUUAUAGCGUGAGUGGUAGCGGUAUCACUUUUGGUUUAUUGAAACCGAGAUUAGUUAAUUUGCUAAUCAGCGCUUUACAAGUUGAAAAUGAUAGUUGUAAUGCACAUCUAUUGUUAGGCGGUUUAUUGUUCAUUAUUCAUGACUCGGCCUUAUACGAACAGGCAAAUAUUUCGAGUACAUCUCAUAACGACCACACAUCAGAGUCUGGUGCUAAUUUAUUGAUUUCUGAUUCUGCUCAUUCCCUGUUUGUUCGAGCUAUGUAUCUGGUUUGCCAUCGUCUAAUUUCGUCGUGGAAGGCAGAUUUGAACAUUUCACUCGCAGCUCUGGAAUUUUUAACCGGACUUUCUAAAUUAAAAAUCAAAGACGUUGACAUUUUAGAAUGUAAACGAGCUGUCAAAUGGUUAUGUGAUUACAUCGUGUAUCAAUGUUGGCGUCCGCCUCAAGCACAUUCCAAAGAUCUACAUUCCAGUAUAGUAGCCGCAUUUCAGUGCGCCGCUCAUUGGCUAAUUUCGCAUCCUUUAUUAUUAAAAGAUAAGGAAUGUUUAGGUAUUUUAUUGGAAGUCGUGGAAUUAGGAAUCUCAGGAACUAAAUCUCAGGCUAAGCCGAGUGAACCUAUUCGUAUGAAAGAUGAAAAAGAAUUGAAACCGGUGUCGAUGAGGGUCAGAGAUGCUGCUGAAGCUUUGUUAACUGUUAUUUUAGAACAGGUGGGUUGUAUUGAUAUUUCAAUUUACAAUUAUUUAGAGGAAAAAAAUGAACGAAUGUGGGUUUUUCAGGCUGAUUUUGGAGUACAUUCGAUAUCGUGUUUAUUGAACGAAGCCAUACUAAUGAAACAAUGUACAUUGGCGUCAGCAGUAUCAUCGGCCAGUGAUACGGUCGAUAUUUCGUUCGAUCAAGCGAUAUCUAAAUUUCAUUAUUUUCUUUUCGAAAAUAACGUAAUGAUCGCUUUACUGCAAGAGCCUCUCGGUAAUGAUCAAGAUCCUCAGCCUACAAUAACAUUGUUAAUAAGAAAUUCGUUUGGUCGACACGCGUGGACUUUGCAAUUGAGACAUUUACCUCGAUACAAGUCGACGGCGAAACAGUAUUAUAAUUCUUUGGGAAGUACGACUGGUAGACCUAUUUCGAUGGCUGAAACUACAUUAGUUCCUGAUGUUCAUCAGCGUUACUUUCCCGAUUCCAUUAAUAAGAUAGAAGCGUACAAAGCGGAUAAAUCAAUUCCAACGUUGGAAAACGUAGAAGGUGAUUUAAAUGAUGAUAAGCUGGAAUCCCUUAUAGAACAACAGUACAAUUUUGAAAAAGAUACCAGUUCAGCCAAAGAAUUAUUCGAAGAACGAAAUCCUCCUUCUACGUGUUACGAAUUCUUCACCGCUCGCAUGUUCCUUUGUCAUCUCGGAUUACUUUCAAAAUUUCGUGCGAAUAAUAAAGAAAUUGAAAGCGGUUCUUUAAUCGCUCUGGAUAAUCGUAAAGAAGGUUUUGCCCAAGCUUUGAAAAAUUUGGACACCAUAACUCGACGAACUUGCGACACAUGUCACGUUUUUUAUGUGAAAGCUGGCCAAAAACGUCAUCUUGAUAUUUUGGAAAAUUCGAUGUCACGAACCAACGUUUCGCAAAAUUUUGUUGAAAUGCUGUAUUCGUUAGGAUGGCCCGUUAAAGUAAACCAGCAUAAUGGUUGGACAGGUCAUGUAGCCACAAGUUAUAACAUGCUGUGUGAAAAUGAGGUGAUUCGAGAUAUGAAACGAGAUAAAAACGAAACUAAACCAAAAGAUAUUGAAACAGAAGAUGGCACAUGCCUAUACGAUGGAAUUGAACGUAUUCUAUAUUGGGCCGAUUCGGUAUCCGAGAUUGCUUUUGUGGUUCCUAGUUUGCGUUUACAAUCAUUUCCUUUCCACGGUGUUGGAAAUUGGUACGAAAGAAGUGUUAGCAUCGGUAACGAGAGCUCGAGCGAUAAAACUUCCCAUACGCAUGUUAACGCUCCACUAGAUAAAAGAGCCGUUUCAUUAGACGCAUCUUCUUCCGAUUCUAAAGCUCAGAAUGUCUCCAGUGGAACAUUUUCCAAGAAGAAAACAAAUUUGGUAUCCAAUGUUAUGUUGGUGUGGCUCGAAAGUUUCGAAGAUCACGCAAAUUUCCCUAUUAGCGAAUUAUUACCUUACACAAGCACUGGUAUGGAAGGUAACUACAAAGUCGAUGUUUUACGCGACUGUUACAUUAUUUUUUUACACGCGUUGCAAAAUGGAUUAUUAAAAGUGAAGUUGCAAGGUCCAGAAAGCAGAAUCAAUAUCGCUACUCCGUUGGUCGAUGGUAUGAUAAUAAGCAGACGAACUGCCGGUCAGUUGGUUAGACAGACGGUUUUGAACAUAUGUAAACGACGAAGACUUGAUUGUGAUAGUUACCAGUUACCUCAUGUGCGUAGAAGAUUGAAGUUACAAGAAAUCAAAAGCAAGUACGAAUGUAAAAUGAACCCACCUGAAUUAUUGACCUAUUUACUGUCGCAUUGUUAAUCUUUCUCGUGCUGUCUUUUGUUAAUUUUAUUCGAUAAGUAAAUCGAGUCGAAAUACGGUGAUUCCAGAAACGUGUUGCAUUAUAAAGUGAUACGUUAUGUGCUGUGAAAGUAGUGCAAUAGUUUGCAUUUUGCAAUUUUUUUUUAGAUAGGUGAACCAUUCCCCUCGAGUACACUGAGUUUUUAAUAUGAUUGUUGUUAUUUGUUACGUGUUUUGCGAGAAACAGAGAUAUCUUUUCGGUGUUACAACCAUCGACCUUUUAGUUAACCUAGACGACUACUCCAAUGCAAACUAAGGCCACUGGUUAUGUCGCCAACUCUGUGGAUUUCAAAUUAGAAACAAACGCAUCUGCGCAUGUCUCAGGAAUUGAUGCUUGUGAACAGUAAACGGAAACACCACCAGCACCCCCACUUCCACCCCUAAUCCACUAACAACAAAAUACACACACACGUUUCCUGAGACAUGCGCAGAUGCGUUUGUUUCUAAUUUGAAAUCCACAGAGUUGGCGACAUAACCAGUGGGAUAAUUUUGCGUAUGAGUAGCCGUCUAGGUUAACUAAAAGGUCGAUGGUUACAACUGAAUAGUUCAAAAUCUUUUUCAAAAUCGAAAUUCCUGCAUUUUGCCAAAGUUGAUGGUUGGCAAAAACACUUUGUAACGAGUGCAAUUUGUAAAAAAAUUAACAUUGUUUCUACAGUUUACAUCUUCGUAUGUUGGUAGGACAUUUGAAUUUUAAUGCAUUGCAUUGCAUUUAGUAAAUGUGAGAUUUAAUUGUUAUUAUCAAGUGUUUUAUUUUUAUUUAAAUUUUUCAACUGAUGUAUUAAUUUAAAAAUUUGAGUUGAAUUACAUUGUUUUUAAUUACU
Planococcus citri (citrus mealybug) is the source of this 6247-nucleotide messenger RNA. Its product is annotated as ral GTPase-activating protein subunit beta. Gene Ontology annotation, biological process: activation of GTPase activity; regulation of small GTPase mediated signal transduction. The coding region runs from base 126 to 5387 and encodes 1753 amino acids. The record is from RefSeq and is a predicted model, not a curated record. Gene Ontology annotation, molecular function: GTPase activator activity. The transcript is spliced from 26 exons. NCBI's taxonomy places the organism in Eukaryota, Metazoa, Arthropoda, Insecta, Hemiptera, Pseudococcidae.